Molecule: messenger RNA, 1683 nt
Organism: Penicillium maclennaniae
Lineage: Eukaryota; Fungi; Ascomycota; Eurotiomycetes; Eurotiales; Aspergillaceae
Product: serine/threonine-protein phosphatase 2B catalytic subunit
Exons: 5
Coding region: 1-1683 (560 amino acids)
Biological process (GO): calcineurin-mediated signaling; fungal-type cell wall organization
Cellular component (GO): calcineurin complex; cytoplasm
Molecular function (GO): calmodulin-dependent protein phosphatase activity; calmodulin binding
Source: RefSeq, a predicted model, not a curated record
AUGGAUCGAGCUCUCGCGCGCGCGGUGACCGAGAAGAAGCCGGUCCCUGAGAUCGAUUUCUCGUUGCACACCAUGGAGGAUGGCAGCCAGGUGUCGACAAUGGAACGGGUGGUUAAAGAGGUGCAAGCGCCGGCCCUGAGCACCCCGCCUGAUGACAUGUUUUGGUCCCCCGACGACCCUUCCAAGCCAAAUCUCCAGUACCUCAAACAGCACCUGUAUCGCGAGGGUCGUCUUACCGAAGAACAGGCCCUAUGGAUCAUUCACGCCGGUACCGAGGUUUUGCGCCAGGAGCCCAACUUGCUCGAGAUGGACGCUCCUAUCACGGUUUGCGGUGAUGUCCACGGCCAAUACUACGACUUAAUGAAGCUGUUUGAGGUUGGCGGCGACCCUUCGGAGACACGAUACUUGUUCUUGGGCGACUACGUCGAUCGUGGCUAUUUCAGUAUCGAGUGUGUUCUGUACCUCUGGGCGCUGAAGAUCUGGUAUCCGGAUUCGCUCUGGCUGCUGCGCGGUAAUCACGAGUGUCGCCACCUGACGGAUUAUUUCACCUUCAAGCUUGAGUGCAAGCACAAGUAUAGCGAACGGAUCUACGAGGCGUGCAUCGAAUCUUUCUGUUCUCUGCCGCUGGCGGCCGUCAUGAACAAGCAGUUCCUGUGUAUCCACGGUGGUCUUAGCCCGGAGCUUCACACUCUCGAGGACAUCAAGGCUAUUGAUCGUUUCCGUGAACCCCCGACCCACGGUCUGAUGUGCGACAUUCUCUGGGCUGACCCUCUGGAGGAAUUCGGCCAGGAAAAGACUGGUGAUUUCUUUAUUCACAAUAGUGUUCGUGGUUGUUCUUACUUCUUCUCUUAUCCGGCUGCAUGUGCGUUCCUCGAGAAAAACAACCUCCUUUCUAUUAUUCGAGCACACGAGGCCCAGGACGCCGGGUACCGUAUGUAUCGAAAGACUCGCACGACAGGAUUCCCUAGCGUCAUGACCAUUUUUAGCGCUCCCAACUAUCUCGACGUGUAUAACAACAAGGCCGCCGUUCUCAAAUAUGAGAACAACGUCAUGAACAUUCGGCAAUUCAACUGCACUCCGCACCCCUAUUGGCUGCCCAACUUCAUGGACGUCUUCACCUGGUCCUUGCCCUUCGUCGGCGAGAAGAUCACUGAUAUGCUAAUUGCUAUUCUCAACACCUGCUCGAAGGAAGAAUUGGAAGAGGAGGAGGAGGAAACUCCUACCUCUGCUUCUGUGGAAACCAUUUCUCCUUCCUUGUCGACGGAAGCUGCGGAAGCCAGCGAGGUCAGGCGCCGAGCCAUCAAGAACAAGAUUCUUGCUAUUGGACGUCUUUCGCGUGUGUUCCAGGUCCUGCGUGAACAGUCUGAGAGCGUUACAGAAUUGAAGACGGCGGCUGGCGGCCGUCUUCCUCCCGGUACCCUCAUGCUGGGUGCUGAAGGUAUCAAGCAAGCCAUUCACAACUUCGAGGACGCCCGUAAGGUCGAUAUCCAGAACGAGCGCCUGCCUCCUAGCCAGGAGGAAGUCAUCGAGCGAAGCGAGGAAGCUCGCCGUCAAGCCAUGGCACGUGCCGAGCAGGAAGCUGCCAAUGAUGCCGGACUGGCCACCGUCGCCAGGAGAAUCAGCAUGUCUGCCGGCUCUGGUCGCAAUCGGCGCCAGCGUGACUCAACUUCCAGGGAGGCCUAG